Phyllostomus hastatus (greater spear-nosed bat) is the source of this 1269-nucleotide messenger RNA. Its product is annotated as neugrin-like. NCBI's taxonomy places the organism in Eukaryota, Metazoa, Chordata, Mammalia, Chiroptera, Phyllostomidae. The coding region runs from base 57 to 926 and encodes 289 amino acids. The transcript is spliced from 3 exons. The record is from RefSeq and is a predicted model, not a curated record. Gene Ontology annotation, cellular component: nucleus.
GUUCCGCCGUCUGGCUUCGCUGGUCCGCAUUUUGGCCUGCAGGCGGUUCUGUCGACAUGGCGGGUGGUCUGGGUCUCUCGCUCGCCGGGCGUGCCCGCGCUGUCGUCGCUCGCUGUGGUCUCGCGACCCGAGGGGUGGCAGGCCCAGGCUCUAUGGGCCGCGAGCCGGAUCACGAUACCUACUGGGAGCCGGAGGAGCGGGAGCUGCAGGAGGUGGAGAGCGCCCUGAAACGACAGAAAAAGGCCAUUCGGUUCCAGAAAAUUCGGAGGCAAAUGGAGGCGCCAGGUGCCCCACCCAGGACUCUGACGAGGGAAGCCAUGGAGCAGAUCCGGUACUUACAUAAGGAAUUUGCAGAGUCCUGGUCAGUCCCCAGGUUGGCGGAAGGCUUUGAUGUGAGCACCGAUGUGAUCAGAAGGGUUUUAAGGAGCAAGUUUGUUCCCACGUUGGAGCAGAAACUGAAGCAGGAUCAGAAAGUCCUUAAGAAAGCUGGGCUUGCCCACGUGCUCCGCCAGCUUCCGGGCUCUGGGGAAACCUGGAAACUGCUUCCCACGUGCCACUCUGCAUCAGGAGGUGAAGCCUCAUCCCAAGGCCAGGGUCGCAGCACAGCUCUGAAGGUGGUGGGACCGAAUACUCACAGUACAGACCCACCGAGCAGACAGGAGAGAAGGAACAGCGGGAUCCGCAGCCUGGAGAAGGAGGGCUUGGCGCCCGUGGCUGCAGCAGGAGGUCAUCGGGGAGAGCUGCGGAAGCGUCCCACCGCGGACUGCGAGGGCACCGGGGGGCCCAACAGUGCCGGAUUGCCGAGUGCGGUCAAGCUGGAGGAGCUGGAGGCAGGAGAACAGGGUGGCCAGAACUUCAGCAGCAAAGUAGUGCAGCAGGGGCGAGAGUUCUUUGAUGACAACGGAAACUUCCUGUAUAGAAUCUGAGCUGGAGCCUGACCUGUGGAGGUGCCGCGUGAAACCCCGCUGGGCAAGCGCGUGGACGACUGGCCGGGUACAGCCCAGCUUCCGGGAGCUUGGCCCCCCCUGGUCUGACCCAUCCGGACAUUCAGUGCUCACCCUUCUUGCUUAGGCUCUCUGUGUUUCAAAACCAGCCCGCGCUGCAUGUGUUAGGAAUUUCUGUUGUACCUGCAAAAUGUGUUUUGGAGGAAUUGAAAUGUUGGCCUUCUGACUUGGUUUAUUUCUUGAUUAAUGAACACUAACAGUUCUGAAGCUGCUUAGUCAGUUGAUUGUUUUCAUUACGUGCAAAAUAAACUGAAAUGUAGCGGUG